Messenger RNA from Coregonus clupeaformis (lake whitefish), 1982 nucleotides. RefSeq names its product isochorismatase domain containing 1 (gene isoc1). Lineage: Eukaryota; Metazoa; Chordata; Actinopteri; Salmoniformes; Salmonidae. Gene Ontology annotation, cellular component: cytoplasm. The record is from RefSeq and is a predicted model, not a curated record. Bases 151 to 1053 code for a protein of 300 amino acids. The transcript is spliced from 5 exons.
GUCUAUAGUUUAAUGUUCAGAAGUUUGAGCCAUAGAAAUCGAAUGUAUAGGCCUAACACUAGGCUACUCUUUCCCUCUACUAUACAGUCCUAUCUGUUCUACCGAACGCAUUUCUAGAUUCUGUACAAUUGCGCCCUCCCUGAAUGCCUCAUGCCUCACGCUUCUGUACGCAUCCACAGCACACACACAGCUACUGGAAUCAUGGCGGAUGGUCACAGCAACAACAAUCAUGUCCCUGUUUUACUUUCAUUUUCAGCGUUCUCGCGGCCGUCCUCUGUGCCUGUUGGUUCUGGAUAUGAAGUGCUCAUUCAAAAGUUUUUGUCAAUCUACGGACGCCAAAUAGACCUCCAUCGUAAAUUCAUGAUUCAAUUGUAUUCGGACGAGUGGGCACAGUACAUUGAUUUGCCGAAAGGAUUCAUCAUAUCUGAGAAAUGCAAGCUACGAUUUGUACCUUUGGAAACGGAUGUGACAAUAUUGGGGAACCUGAUCCCUGCCACCACGGCCUUCUUCUGCUGUGACAUGCAGGAAAGAUUCCGCCCAGCUAUCAAAUACUUCGGUGACAUCAUCAGUGUGGGACAGAGACUGCUCCAGGGGGCUCGUAUCCUGGGGAUUCCCGUUAUCGUGUCGGAGCAGUACCCCAAAGGCCUGGGCAGCACGGUGCAGGAGAUGGACAUCACUGGAGCCAGGCUGGUGUUCCCCAAGACCAAGUUCUCCAUGGUGCUGCCUGAGGCCGAGGCAGCCCUGGCCGCCCUGCCGGGGGUCCGCAGUGUUGUGCUGUUCGGGGUGGAGACCCAUGUGUGCAUCCAGCAGACAGCCCUGGACCUGCAAGCGAGGGGUUUCGAGGUGCACAUCGUGGCUGACUCCACCUCAUCCCGCAGCAUGAUGGACAGAAUGUUUGCACUGGAGCGAAUGGCUCGCACCGGGAUCAUUGUCACCACCAGUGAGUCUGUCCUCCUCCAGCUGGUAGGCGACAAGGAGCACCCAAAAUUCAAGGAGAUCCAGAAUAUCAUCAAGGCCAGCGCCCCCGAGUCUGGCUUGCUCUCCAAGGUCUAGACUAGGCCACACAGGGUCAAUAAGGAGAAGGUAGAAUUUGUCCUUAUCCUCUGAUCCCAGAUCAGAUAUGGGUUUAUAUUCUCGUAUUGGUUAAGGAUAUAAGUUAGGGACAACUUCUAUCGUCAAGCAAUGACAGAGAACCAACAGGGGUCAAGAGGUUUAAAGGGGCAAUCAGCAGUUGCUACAUCUAUUUAAGGACUUAUAAAUUAAUGAUAUGAACCCAUUGAUUCUUAAAGAAUAUAACUUAUAAAUGCCUCACGAGCUUAGUUCAACUUUCGUAUCCCAUCAGAAUCCAAAAUAUAAACUUGUUUCACUCCCAAUGUUUGUAAACAAAGUAGCCUCGUAUAUAUUGCGUCCAUAGCUCUGUCUAUGAAUUUGAGUGGUUACAUUUCUCCAGCCCCGUCCCUCAUCUUUUUCCUGCUGAUUGCAACUUUAAGGUGAAUUGGCGAUGGACCAGUUCUCCUUCAGUCCUGGUCUGGGAAGCCCAUUGUGGGGAUGGACCAGUUCUCCUUCAGUCCUGGUCUGGGAAGCCCAUUGUGGGGAUGGACCAGUUCUCCUUCAGUCCUGGUCUGGGAAGCCCAUUGUGUAUGCAGCAUUUUACUCCAGCUGGAUUAGAUAUUGUGAAAAUAAAACUUUGUUUUAGGCAUGGACUUGACUUGAACUGGAAGUGCACAUUGAGGUGAUGUCAUGGGACCACUACAUUAUCACUGACCAGUUUCCUGUUGGUUGAUAAACAUAUACACUGGGUCUCAGACUAGGAUCGGGGAAACCUGGGCUGGGCUUAUUUUGGUUCCAGUUACAUUUAUGCACUGUGCUUUCUAGCCUGCCUGAGUACGUGGGUGAAAAAGUGCUUCAUGUGACUAUUAUAUUGUGUGUGAGUCAGGGUACGAUGUAGAAAAAUGAAUAAACAGUAUAUAUUUCCUAAUGUA